Molecule: messenger RNA, 1174 nt
Organism: Musa acuminata AAA Group (dessert banana)
Lineage: Eukaryota; Viridiplantae; Streptophyta; Magnoliopsida; Zingiberales; Musaceae
Product: non-functional NADPH-dependent codeinone reductase 2-like
Exons: 4
Coding region: 16-978 (320 amino acids)
Cellular component (GO): cytosol
Molecular function (GO): aldose reductase (NADPH) activity
Source: RefSeq, a predicted model, not a curated record
AGGAACAGCGUAGGGAUGCAGAUGGACGUAGAGCCGCAGGUAGUGUUAAAUUCGGGGCGGAGGAUGCCGGUGCUCGGCAUGGGGACGGCCACCUACCCGGUGCCGCCCGACGAAACCAUAACGACGGCGGUGAUCGACGCCAUCGGGCUCGGGUACCGCCACUUGGACACGGCCAGCGUCUACGGCUCGGAGCGGGCCGUCGGCCGGGCCAUAGCGACCGCUCUGGAGAGAGGGCUGAUCGGCAGCCGCGACGAGCUCUUCGUCACCACCAAGCUGUGGUGCACCGACAUGCACGCCGACCGCGUCGUCCCUGCACUGCAAGAGUCUCUCAGGACUUUGGGAUUGGAGUACAUCGAUCUGUAUCUUAUUCACCACCCUGUUAGACUAAAAGGUGAGAAACGAAUGGUUUUCACCGGCGAGGACGUAAUUCCCUUGGACAUGCCAACCGUGUGGGAAGCAAUGGAGAAAUGUCAGAGUCUAGGUUUAGCUAAAUCUAUCGGGGUGAGCAACUUCACAUGCAAGAAGCUAGCUGACCUACUCAACCAUGCAAGAAUUCCACCUGCUGUGAACCAGGUGGAGGUGAAUCCUCUUUGGCAGCAAAGAAAACUACGAGGCUUCUGCUCGGAGAAGGGAAUUCAUGUGAGUGCAUACUCUCCGCUUGGUGCAGUUGGAGUCCUAUGGGGCUCCAAUGAAGUGAUGGAAUGUGAAGAGGUCAAAAGAAUUGCUCAGUCUAUGGGGAAAAGCAUAGCCCAGGUAUGCUUAAGAUGGGGUGUCGAACAAGGUGUGAGCGUUGUAGUGAAAAGCUUUAACGGGGAGAGGCUCAAGGAGAACAUGCAGAUAUUUGACUGGCAUCUGAAAGAGGAGGACAAGGAAAGGUUGAGCUUAGUACCACAGAAAAGGCUUAUUCUGGCUGAGCCAUUUAUAUCACCCACUGGUCUCUACAAGUCUCUUGCUGAAUUUUGGGAUGGUGAUGUGUAGAUAACACAGCACAGAACCAUGAAACAUAGCGAAUCAUGCAUGCCAUUCCCAGAGAUGUCAUAUAAGUCUCUGUUUUAAUACGGAAUUCGAAGACUGGUUUGCCUUUACAAUAGGCAUAUAUGGUUUCUGUUGUUGCAUUGCAUGCCAAAUUUCUUAUGGUUCGAACGAUAUAUGCACAGUUCCAGUUUCCUUGCUA